AUGUUUAGAUAUGGCUUUAAAAAUGAUUUUCUAUGUCCAUGUAAGAAUCAUACGUAUGAGGUGCAUGUGUGCGCAUGUUAUCUUGCCUUACGACAUAUUAUAUUUCAAUUAGUUGGAGAGGAAGAAGAAGAAACGGUACUAGUUCCAGUACAGACAGUUGAAAGAGACUUUAAUUGUAAAGAACUGAAAUUAAGACCAUACCAAAAUAAGUUAUGUGAAAAUGCUUUGAAUGGAGAAAAUGUAAUAAUAUGUGCACCAACGGGAAGCGGUAAAACUUUUGUAGCUACAAAAAUCAUUAUGGAACACUUCAAUUCACGGGCAAGGCGAGGUAUAUGUAAAGUAGCAUUUCUUGUCAAUCAAGUAGCUUUGGCAGAACAACAAAGUCGUGUACUUAAAGAAUAUUUGAAUCAACGGAUUGAAAUAAUGACUGGUGAUACUCAGUCCACAGAUCGAGUAACAUUGGCUAAAUUAUUACCAAUAACGGAUAUUAUAGUUAUGACAGCACAAAUUUUUGUAGAUGCUAUUACAGAAAAAGAAAUUGAAGAUGUAACAUUGUUCUCAUUAAUUAUAUUUGAUGAAUGUCAUCAUACUAAAGCUCGACAUCCAUAUAACCAAUUGAUGAAUAGAUAUAUCGAUUUAAAGCUUAAAAAGUCUGGCGGAACACCGAGGAUUGUUGGGUUAACAGCAUCUUUAGGUGUUGGUAAAGCCUCUGCGGUAAAGGGAGCUGUGGAUCAUAUCGUAUCAUUGUGUGCCAAUCUUGAUGUCAGUAUGAUAUGUACACCUGAUGAAGGUGCAGCAGAUGAUAUGGCAAAAUAUGUCAAUACCCCUAUAACAAGAUUUAAAAGAGCACCUGGGCGUAAAAAUGAUCUUUUCCAUAAAACUGUUGCUGAAAUAAUGAAUGAUAUUGAAAAAGAUAUGAAAGAGUCUCCAUGUAAGUUUUGUGUAAAUCACAUUAUUUUAUUUUUCGCACCAAUUCAAAGUGAUUCGUUUUAUGAAAAUGUUGACCAAAUUUAUAAUUCAGCUUUGAUUAUUAAUAAUGACUGUCGGAGUAAAGAUAGUUUGCAAUACAUUGAGGAUGAACUAAAAAAAAAGAUUACUCCUAACCAAUCUACAGAUGCCAGACAGAAACUUAUGACCUAUUUUGAGAGUAGACAGAAACGGCUACAUGACUUAAGCAAGAACAAUACUAAUCCAAAGCUAGAGAAACUGAAGGAAAUGAUCAUUGAAGCUUUUGAGAUGAAUCCUGAUUCCCGAGCUAUCGUAUUUGCUAAAACAUUGUCUUUGGUUCAAAAAUUGAAGAACUGGAUUCAAGAAACACCGGAUUUAUCAAACCUGAAUCUUAACCCAGAAACAGUAACCGGGGCUCGUGCCUCUUCAGACCAAGGAGGGAUGACGAAAAAUCGACAACUUGAAGUUUUGGAAUGCUUUAAAGAGGGUAGUGGAAAACUUAUCAUAGCUACAUCAGUUGCUGAAGAAGGUUUAGAUAUACAAAAAUGCAAUCUUGUCAUCCGCUAUGAUCAUGUUACCAAUGAAAUAGCCAUGGUUCAAUCACGUGGUAGAGCAAGAGCAGAAAACAGUCAGUUCAUGGUAGUGACAGCAGAUGAUUCCAAAUCGGAAAAGAAAGAACAAAUGAAUUUAUCCAGAGAAUUGAUGAUGAGACAAGCUAUAUUGAAGAUAAGUGAAUUAGAACAGAGUACGUUGGCUCAAAUGGUAUUGAGUCACCAGAACAAAGCACAGAUAGUUCGCGAUUCUGAAAAGAGAGUACGACAUGGCCGCAUAAUAGAUGAUUCUGAGUUUGAAUUGAGAUGUUUUCAGUGUAAUACUUUGGCCUGUUUCUCUUCGGAUAUUAGAACUAUCAAACACUCGUCGUAUACAGUUCUGUCAGAUAAUUUCAAUAAUUCCUACAAAACCCGAGAUCACCCCGACCCUGUUGAGUUUAAAGCUGGCUUCAUGAAAAAAUAUAAAAUCUGCUGUAAAGAGAAAGACUGCAGGCACGAUUGGGGCAUUAUAGCCAUUUACCUAAACACAGAGUUUCCUCUGAUUAAAAUUGAGAGUUUUGUCAUUGAGGAUAGUAAUGGCAAGAAAACGACCGUAAAAAAAUGGAAGAGUGUACCAUUUCAAAUACCCGAAAUGAGCGACGACGAUUUAAGAAGACGAUUAGCUGACUCGAGUGGUAACAGAUCGGAUGAUGACUCAGGAGACGAUUUAAAUUGA
Messenger RNA from Lottia gigantea (owl limpet), 2214 nucleotides. RefSeq lists its product as hypothetical. The transcript has 9 exons. NCBI's taxonomy places the organism in Eukaryota, Metazoa, Mollusca, Gastropoda, Lottiidae. Bases 1 to 2214 code for a protein of 737 amino acids. The record is from RefSeq and is a predicted model, not a curated record. Gene Ontology annotation, cellular component: cytoplasm. Gene Ontology annotation, molecular function: ATP binding; nucleic acid binding.